This is a messenger RNA of Aspergillus uvarum CBS 121591, 1077 nucleotides long. RefSeq names its product S-adenosyl-L-methionine-dependent methyltransferase. NCBI's taxonomy places the organism in Eukaryota, Fungi, Ascomycota, Eurotiomycetes, Eurotiales, Aspergillaceae. The record is from RefSeq and is a predicted model, not a curated record. The transcript has 6 exons. Bases 1 to 1077 code for a protein of 358 amino acids. Gene Ontology annotation, molecular function: O-methyltransferase activity.
AUGGCGCCUCUCGAUCCCAGCAUCGAUCGCAUCCAGCAGUGUCUGGACGAGGUGGCUCAGUCUAUCGGCCAGUUCCGAAACCCUUCAAUCUCGCUUAGCAACCAGGAUGCACGGUACGAAUUGCUGAUCAAGGCGAUGCGUCUGGUGCAGACCAUCCGCGGACCUGCCGAUCUGGUCUUCGCCAACUUCGAGAAUAUGGCCGGUUUGGGCGCUAUCCGCACGCUCCUCGCAGCCGGAGUAUUCGAUGCCAUCCCGGUCGGCGGCCAGGGCUCGAACGGGGUGCGCAUGAUGCGGGCGGGUACGCCCUUCGGACCGUUUCGCGAGACCGGCGAGGAGGAGUAUGCCCACACCCCCAACUCGGAGAUCUAUCUCGCUCCCCAGAUGCGUGCCGUUCUGAGUUUUAUCAACGGGCAGCUCAUGAUCCGAGGUCGGGAUACCAGGGUCGACGAAUACCGCCCGGCGAUGCUGCGCACCCACGAAUUCCUCCGCCAACACCCAACGAUGUUCGAGCACAUCUCCCAGAGUCCCGCGCGACUGACCCGACUCAACAACGCGAUGGUCGCCGAGAUCGGGCUGUACCCGUUCGUGGAGCGACUGAGUCCGCUGGCGCAGGCGGAUCAGCCGACCAUCGUCGACCUCGGGGGUAAACGAGGCCACAUCCUGCGCCAGAUCAAGGAGAACAGCCCCAGCCUAGCGGGGCGCUUCAUCCUCCAAGACCGCGCCAGUGUCAUUACCGACAAUGGGCCGGCGAUGACCCGCCAUGGCAUCGAGCCGAUGACCCAUGACUUCUUCACCCCGCAGCCUGUGAAAGAGGUCUGCGAGAUCCUCAUGCACCUGGCCGCGGCAAUGGACCGGGAGAAAUCCCGAGUCCUCAUCACGGAGACGAUCUUGCCCGAGGUCGGCGCCACCAUGGCCCACGCCUACAUGGAUCACACGAUGAUGAUGAUGAUGUUUGGAGGGACCGAGCGGACGGUCAAGGACUUCGCGCGCCUGUUCGAGGCGGCGGGGCUGCGGCUGGCCCAGGUCUGGCAGAGCCCCGGGGUGCCGAUGGUGGCCGUGGAGGCCCGCUUGGAGUGA